Messenger RNA from Peromyscus eremicus (cactus mouse), 2111 nucleotides. It is a transcript of the gene Hlx, whose product is annotated as H2.0 like homeobox. The coding region runs from base 336 to 1784 and encodes 482 amino acids. Lineage: Eukaryota; Metazoa; Chordata; Mammalia; Rodentia; Cricetidae. Gene Ontology annotation, molecular function: sequence-specific DNA binding; DNA-binding transcription factor activity, RNA polymerase II-specific. The record is from RefSeq and is a predicted model, not a curated record. Gene Ontology annotation, biological process: regulation of DNA-templated transcription. The transcript has 4 exons.
CUUUCGGUGUCGGGCUCCUGUCUUGCCCCGCUUCUCCGGAGUAGCGGAGCGAGGCCGCACCCGCCUCGCCGCUCCAGCACCCGGCGAUCGCUUCCAUCCCGCGGGGAGCGCGCUCGCCGCGCCGCCUUUCAAGCCAGGCCAGGGGCCCAGGCCGUGGCGGGAGGCGACCCGGCUGUCGCCUCCUCUCUCGGUGGCGCUCGGGCUCCCGGCUGGCCCUGUGCUUCAGUGUGGGCGGAGAACCGAAAGCAGAUCGAGCUUGGCUGCCGGGCACCGCUUCUCCCCGAGCACCCACCCACUUACCCACUCACCCGGGACCCCGCCAGGACCCUGCGAGGAUGUUCGCCGCCGGCCUGGCUCCCUUCUACGCUUCCAACUUCAGUCUCUGGUCGGCCGCUUACUGUUCCUCGGCCGGCGGCCCGGGCGGCUGCUCCUUCCCCUUGGACCCGGCCGCUGUCAAGAAGCCCUCUUUCUGCAUCGCGGACAUCCUGCACGCCGGCGGCGUCGGGGAGCCGGGGCCGGCGGCGGAGGGACUGGUGGGGGCUUCGGCCGCCCUCACCGCGCACUUGGGCUCCGUGCACCCGCACGCCUCCUUCCAAGCUGCCGCCAGAUCCCCACUACGUCCCACCCCGGUGGUGGCGCCCUCAGAAGUCCCGGCUGGCUUCCCUCAGCGGCUGUCCCCGCUCUCCGCUGCCUACCACCAGCAUCUCCCGCAGCAACAACCGACGCAGCAGCAACAGCAGUCACAGCAACAGCCUCCGCCUCCGCCGCGGGCGGGCUCCCUGCAGCCACCACCGGCUUCAGGGACGCGGGUGGUCCCCCACCAUAGCGGCUCCGCCCCUGCCCCCUCCAGCAAAGACCUCAAAUUUGGAAUCGACCGAAUUCUGUCUGCAGAAUUUGACCCAAAAGUCAAGGAAGGCAACACGCUAAGAGAUCUCACGUCGCUGCUAACCGGUGGGCGGCCUGCAGGGGUGCACCUAGCGGGCCUACAGCCUUCCGCCGGACAGUUCUUCGCAUCUCUAGAUCCUAUUAACGAGGCGACUGCUAUCCUCAGCCCCUUAAGCUCCAACCCAAGAAAUUCUGUUCAGCAUCAAUUCCAGGACACGUUUCCAGGUCCCUAUGCUGUGCUCACCAAGGACACCAUGCCGCAGACGUACAAGCGGAAGCGCUCGUGGUCCCGCGCGGUCUUUUCCAAUCUGCAAAGGAAAGGCCUGGAGAAGAGGUUUGAGAUCCAGAAGUAUGUGACGAAGCCGGACCGAAAGCAGCUGGCAGCCAUGCUGGGACUCACAGACGCACAGGUGAAGGUGUGGUUCCAGAACCGGAGGAUGAAGUGGCGACACUCUAAGGAGGCUCAGGCGCAGAAGGACAAGGACAAGGAAGCCGUGGAAAAGCCUUCAGGCGGAGCCCCCGCCGAGGGCGACCUGGAAGAGAGAAGCCCCAGCCGUUCCGAGGGCGAGGCCGAGAGCGAGAGUAGUGACUCGGAGUCCCUGGACAUGGCCCCCAGCGACACGGAACGGACUGAGGGUACUGAGCGGUCCCUGCACCAAACUGCGGUCAUCAAGGCGUCCGCCCCGGGCGCUCUCAUCACAGCUAGCAGCAGCGUGAGUGGCGGCUUCAGCUUCGGCAGCGCCGGCAGCCUGGGUAGCAGCCACAGCGGCGGCGCGGGGAGUGCCAACAGCCUUGGCGGCGGCGGCAGCUGCUCGGAGCUGCUCCCGGCUCACCAGCCUUCCGUCACCAGCAAUCCCCAGAGCCCGGAGCCUGCCCAAGCCCCGCUUGCAGGCUUGUAGACUGGACCGAGGGUACCUACGGCAUGGCAUGGCAUGCAGCUUCCCCAACACUGGCCGGAGUUUGUGCCUACUUUAGUUGGUGGCCAGGGUCGCCACGACGGGAGACGCCGCCCAGGGCAGUUUCUUGGGGGGGGGGUUCACACCCUUUCUCUUGCUGCCUAGGCUGCUUGAGGCCUACGGCUCCCACAAUGAGAGGAGAGUUGUGAGGUUCCCCCAGCCAAAGAAUUUAACUGUUCUCCCUACCCAAGCAGCUCACACUGUGAAGUGUUGGAUGGAACUGUCCCUCUGAGCACCAGGGGUCUUGACAUAAGGACACGCUGCACUUAG